Yarrowia lipolytica CLIB122 is the source of this 1494-nucleotide messenger RNA. RefSeq lists its product as uncharacterized. Gene Ontology annotation, molecular function: flavin adenine dinucleotide binding; N,N-dimethylaniline monooxygenase activity; NADP binding. NCBI's taxonomy places the organism in Eukaryota, Fungi, Ascomycota, Dipodascomycetes, Dipodascales. The record is from RefSeq and is a predicted model, not a curated record.
AUGAAUCGACACACUCACGCCCUCAUUGUUGGUGCUGGCUUCUCUGGCCUGGCAUCAGCCAUCAAGCUCCAGACCGACUGGAACACCACCGACUACCAAAUCUACGACCGAGAUUCCGAGUUUGGCGGCACUUGGCAACAAAACACUUAUCCUGGAGCUGCGUCCGACAUUCCUGCACUGUGGUACUGUCUCGCUAGCGAUCCCAAGGUCGACUGGAAAGAGCCCUACCCUUCUCAGGAAGAGCUGAGACAGUACAUCAAGGACGUGGCAGAGAAAUACAACCUACGAAAGCGAGCUACUUUUGGAGCUGAGAUCGAGAAGGUGGAGUGGCUGGCCGACCAGCAAAUGUGGAAGGCAUCCAUCAAGGACGUGGCCACCGGUAACAAGUAUACCCACACCUCGCGGGUGGUUUUUAUGGGCAAGGGCUGUCUUGUUGUUCCCAACAAGUUCAAGACUGCCGGAAUUGAGGAUUUCAAGGGGCCUAUCAUGCAUACCGCCCAAUGGGACCACUCUGUCGACUACAAGGGCAAGAACGUGGUUGUGAUUGGCAACGGCUGCUCUGCUGUCCAGGUGUGUGCUGCUAUUGCACCCGAGGUAGGUUCUCUGACCCAGUUUGCACGAACUCCUCAGUGGAUGGUGCCCCGACCUGAAUGGAAGUGGCUCAAGACGAUGGGUGAAACCUUCCCCUUCAUGCUUGGAUUUGUGCGAUUUCUUAUGUUCCUGACACUCGAGGCCAACUUUUCGCUCUUCCGAGGUGGCUGGUAUGCGCGAGCCGACCGAGCUGUCCGAACCUGGGUCAGCACCAUGCUCCUCAAGUGGCACUUGCCCAAGAAGUACCACGAGAACUCCAUCCCCAAAUACGAGCUUGGCUGUAAGAGAAUCAUCUAUGAUUGUGGAUACUGGAAAGCCCUCCACCAGAAGAAUGUUGAACUGACUUACGAUCCCAUUGUUAGAAUGACCAGCAAUAGUGUUAUCACCAAGAGUGGCCAGGAGUGGCCAGCCGAUAUUGUCAUUGAUGCUACUGGAUUUAAUGUCGCCGCUUCCAUGGGAGGUCUGGAGAUUGUGGGCGAGACUGGCGAGAACCUGGUGGACUUCUGGAACGGCAAGGUCUCCGCUUACGAGACAGUUAUGGUCGCCAACUACCCCAACAUGUUCUUCCUAUUUGGCCCCAACGCCACCACUGGCCACAACUCUGUCAUUUUCGCAAUUGAGAACGCUCUCAAGUGGAUCGAGAAUGUCGCUUCUGAUCUCGUCACCGGAUCUGCCACCUACGUCACAGUCAAGAACGAGGCCUACGACUCUUGGACCCAGAAGGUGCACGAGGCUUCCAAAAAGAUGGCUUUCUCCACUGGAGGAUGUGUUUCCUGGUAUAUGAGUGCCUCUGGAGCUGGACACAACGGUGUUACCUACCCCUGGACUCAGUUUACUGCUUGGUGGAGAGCCCGAUUCCCCGUCAAGAGCGAUAUGAUUGUCAAAUCCAAGAAGGACGAGUAA